Molecule: messenger RNA, 1016 nt
Organism: Alligator mississippiensis (American alligator)
Lineage: Eukaryota; Metazoa; Chordata; Crocodylia; Alligatoridae
Gene: FABP2
Product: fatty acid binding protein 2
Exons: 4
Coding region: 362-760 (132 amino acids)
Biological process (GO): fatty acid transport
Cellular component (GO): cytosol; nucleus
Molecular function (GO): fatty acid binding
Source: RefSeq, a predicted model, not a curated record
AAUACAUUCGCCCCUAAAUCCUUGUCUUUCCUGGCUUGCUGAUUUAAACCACUACUGUAGUGUCAUUUAUAAGUUAAUUUAGUAACUAUUAUAUGCAAAAGAAAGAACAGUACAGAUAUUUUCAUCUUUUGGGAAGAGGGAUUUGGUGAGGUGGAAUAGGGAGAGAUCUUUAUAGGUCACCUGAAUAAGCUACAAUGACUUGACCUUGAGGAGGUCAUGUGACCAUUUGAGCUUUAGCCAGCCACAUCAUCCUGUAAAUUGUUUGCAAGAUAAGACAGAAUAUAUAUUCCUGUUGCAAAUCUGAACUACAUCUCAGGUUGAGCAGAAGCACCACAAGAAAUCUCCCUUUUUGAUCAGAAAAAUGGCAUUUGAUGGCACCUGGAAGGUAGACAGAAGUGAAAACUAUGAAAAGUUCAUGGAGGAGAUGGGUGUUAAUGUAAUGAAGAGAAAGUUAGGAGCUCAUGACAACCUGAAAAUCAUUAUUCAGCAAGAGGGAAAUAAAUUCACUAUCAAAGAAUCAAGUACUUUCCGUUCCAUAGAAAUAGUAUUCACGUUGGGAGUUGAAUUUGAGUACAGCCUGGCUGAUGGGACUGAACUCAUUGGUUCCUGGAACAUGGAAGGAAAUAAGCUUGUGGGAAAAUUCAACAGGAAAGAUAAUAAGAAAGAACUGAAGGCAUUCAGAGAAAUAGUAGGCGAUGAACUAGUUCAGAUUUAUAUAUAUGAAGGAGUUGAAGCCAAGAGAAUCUUUAAAAGGGGUUAAGAAUCAAGCCUAAGAUGGUAGUCCAGGACAAACCAGAAAUCUGGUGGAAGAAUUAUAUUAUACAUGACAACUGUAUGCAUACAGACCCCCCAAGCAAACACCAAAUUAUUGGUCACUCAUCCCUGAUGUAAAAACAGCCAUUUUCAGUCUUGUCAAUAUUAAAUAAACAGAAAAUAGGUGUAUUUGCACUACAGAUUGAUACCUGUUUAGAUAUGUAGCAUGUUUAAAUGCUGCAAGAACUAUUUUCAUUUUGUAA